AGGCCGAAUGGAAAAUGGAUACUUCUCUUGGGUUUUGAAUAAAUUUAUUUGUUUAUUUUUUUUCAUUCUUCGUACUUGUUUUCAGCCCAGAUUUUCAUUCUGAAUACCAGAAUUCAGUUUAGAUUUUCUAUUUUAAUAAUAAUAAUAAAUCAUCGUCGACUACCGAAUUCAGUUUUUUAGCGAAUGAUCAUCUCAAUUUUUUCAUCAAUGAGCAAACCAGAAAACGGGAAAACAAAGGAAAACAGUUUUUUAGCGAAUGUUCGACAUUUUUCAUUAUAUUAGAAGCCUUUGAACUUAGCUGCUGAAUAAAUAAUCUAUAAGAUCUGCGUCAUCCUACUGAUUCGAUCUUAUAUUUUCUUCCACAAUUGUGUGUUUUUUUUUUUUUAAAGUUAGAUCCGAUAUGGAUUUCAUGAAGGCAUUCGAUCAAACUGUUCGCGAAAUAAAGAGAGAGGUGAAUCUGAAAGUAUUGAAGGUUCCAGAGAUCGAACAGAAGGUAUUGGAUGCAACAGAUAAUGAACCAUGGGGUCCUCAUGGCGCUGCAUUGGCGGAAAUAGCGCAGGCCACAAAGAAAUUCUCUGAUUGUCAAAUGGUUAUGAAUGUUCUUUGGUCAAGACUUGGUGAGACUGGAAAAGAUUGGCGUUACGUCUACAAGGCAUUGUCUGUUAUUGAGUAUUUGAUUUCUAAUGGAUCUGAGCGUGCAGUCGAUGACAUAAUAGGACGUACUUUCCGGAUCGCUUCCCUCAUGAGUUUUGAGUAUGUUGAGCCAAGUGGGAAAGAUAUGGGAAUCAAUGUCCGGAAGAAAGCAGAAACUAUAGUGGGUCUCUUGCAUAAUAAAGAAAGAAUACAAGAAGCUAGAAAUAAAGCUGCUGCCAACCGUGACAAGUACAUUGGCUUGUCAUCUACUGGUGUAACCUUUAAGUCUAGCGCAUCCUCAUUUAGUGGUGGAGGCUACCAAGGUGGGGGGGAUAGGUGCGGAGGCUCAAGUGGUAGAAGAGAAAGUGACAGCUAUAAGCCGAGGGAUAGAUAUGGAGAACAAAAGUUUGAUAAAGAUACCUACGUGAAGCCACGCCGAGGGAGUACUGCAAGUGAGAGCCAAGCAAAUUCCACAAACGAGUCUAGACGUCAUGGCAGCAAGGAUCCAAAAAAUACCUACGUGAAGCCACGCCGAGGGAGUACUACAAGUGAGAGCCAAGCAAAUUCCACAAAGGAGCCUAGACGUCAUGGCAGCAAGGAUCCAAAAAAUAAAUUAUCUGCGAAGUUGAGUGAUGAUGAUAAAUACAGUCAAAGCACAAGUGCCCCUACAAAUAAUUUUGAAGCCGACGAUGAUGAUUUUGAUGAUUUCGAUCCCAGGGGAACUUCUAGGUCUAAUCCAGCGACAGGAGAUUCUAAUCAAGUGGAUCUAUUUGGGCAAAGUUUAAUGGAUGACCUCUUCAAUGGACCAGCAUCUGCUCCUAUGGAACACUCUGUUACGAGUACUGAAUCAACAGAAGUUGAUCUAUUUGCUGAUGCAACUUUUGUCUUAGCACCAAACAAAGCAGUAAUUGAAGCAAGUCCUCAAGCACAGAAACAGGUUGAUCUAUUUGCUUCCCAGCCUGCCAUCGUUCCUGCUGUCUCUCCAACUGUCGACCUCUUUGCCGCCACUGAUCCAGUUGUCCAACCAGACAUCAUGGUACCAAAACCCGACCCAACAAAUGCUAGCAUUAUCGAUCCAUUCGCUACUGUUCCACUGAGCAAUUUUCAUAGUUCAUCUGACAUUUUUGGUUCAUUCACUCAUCAUUCCAAUUCACCUUGGAAAGAACCAACACAAACUCCGAUUAACGACGUAAACCUCAACAACAACAUGAACACAAAACCCUCACAAGACAUUAAACCACCUCAAAAGAAGGAUGCUACUUUUCAGGUGAAGUCCGGAAUUUGGGCCGAUUCAUUGAGCCGUGGAAUAAUCGAUCUUAAUAUAUCUGCUCAACCUUGCACAGUCAAGAAGGUUUCACUGGCAGACGUUGGCAUACUUGGCGAAUUAAGCGACGUAGAUAAACGAGACAAAGGACCUCCAACUUCAUUACAUAUGGGGAGAGCAAUGGGCACCGGCUCUGGGUUCGGCAAAACCGGCUUCACAUCAGCAACUGCCGAAGACGAUAUAUUCAGUAGGUUUAAGAAGUAAAUUCCUUUUUACUCUCACCUUUUUAUUAUCCUACCUAUUGAUAAAUUAGUUUCAAUCAUAAAUUCAGAUUUAUAUUUAACAAUCAUAAAAUGGACAUACAUUCUUGAUACCCAAAAAAUGAAAGUCCUGAAUUAUUAACAAAGAUCUCAAAUUUUGGGCUGUGAUUGUAUUGAA
Messenger RNA from Gossypium raimondii (Peruvian cotton), 2335 nucleotides. RefSeq names its product clathrin interactor EPSIN 1. The coding region runs from base 401 to 2161 and encodes 586 amino acids. NCBI's taxonomy places the organism in Eukaryota, Viridiplantae, Streptophyta, Magnoliopsida, Malvales, Malvaceae. The record is from RefSeq and is a predicted model, not a curated record. Gene Ontology annotation, molecular function: phospholipid binding; clathrin binding. Gene Ontology annotation, biological process: endocytosis. Gene Ontology annotation, cellular component: plasma membrane; endosome; clathrin vesicle coat. The transcript is spliced from 12 exons.